UCAAGAAAAAAAAAAAAAAAAGGAGUAGAACAAAAAAAUGGGAUGCUACUGUACUAAUUCCACAACUCUAAACCCCACUUUCCUUUUGCAGCUGCUCAAUAAUCCAAGACUCCAAUUAUUGAACAAAUCCCAAUCUUCAAGAAAACUCAACACAGAAUCAGAUAAAUGUGUGAAUUUUUUUUCUACCAGCGGCGGCGGCGGCGGCGGCGGGUUUCCCACAAUAACCCGGCAAUGCACAAGAUUCAGCACACCCACCCUAGUUUCAGACACAGAGAGUGAGUACGAAGAAGAAGAAGAAGAGUACGAUUCCAGCUCAGAAUACGAAGAAGGGGAGGCGCCAAGAACGGCGAUAAACGGGCAUCCGGCGCCGCCGCUGCGCCGCCGUCUGCGGCGGUACAGGAAGCAGUACCCGGGGGAGAUGAAGGGCGUGGCCGAGGAGAUGAGGUUUGUGGCGAUGAAACUGGGGAAAUACAGGAAAAACAAGAGGAAAGAUACUAAUAGGGAAGAUUGUGGUGAAAAUGGUGAUAAAAAUAGUGAGAAAAAUGAUGAUGGUGAGAAAUGGCAGCCUACAAUGGAGGGUUUUUUGAAGUAUUUGGUGGAUAGUCGCCUCGUUUUCAGUACUGUUGAACGCAUUGUUGAUCAGUCUGCUGACGUGUCAUAUGGUUAUUUUAGGAAGAGUGGGUUAGAAAGAUCGGAUCGUAUUUCGAUGGAUUUAGAAUGGUUUAGGGAGCAGGGUAAUGUGAUUCCGGAGGCUAGUAAUCCCGGAUUGGAAUAUGCCAAAUAUUUGGAACAACUUGCAGACGAAAGUCCUCCAUUGUUUCUCUCUCAUCUCUACAAUAUAUAUUUCUCUCACAUUGCUGCUGGUCAAGUUAUUGCCAAACAGGUAUCGAAGAAGAUUUUCGAGGGAAAGAAUCUGGAGUUCCACAGAUGGGACGGAGAUGCAGAAGAUCUGCUGAAAGGCGUACGCAACAAACUCAACGCACUCGGAGAGCACUGGUCGAGAGACGAGAAAAGCAGAUGCUUAAGAGAAACAACGAAGGCGUUCCGCUCUCUAGGGAAGAUAGUACGGUUGAUCAUAUUGUAAGAGAAACAACCAACUAAACCAUGAGUUGCUUCGAAUCAAUGUCGACUACACAUUUUACUGAUCGUUGGGUUAUAUUAUCGAUCAUCGCCUUUUA
Molecule: messenger RNA, 1178 nt
Organism: Erythranthe guttata (spotted monkey flower)
Lineage: Eukaryota; Viridiplantae; Streptophyta; Magnoliopsida; Lamiales; Phrymaceae
Product: putative inactive heme oxygenase 2, chloroplastic
Biological process (GO): heme oxidation; phytochromobilin biosynthetic process
Molecular function (GO): heme oxygenase (decyclizing) activity
Source: RefSeq, a predicted model, not a curated record